AUGGCGUCGGAGACGAACUGCUGCGGAACAGGCCAGUCCAAACUGUGCAGCCCCGGCAGGCAGCAGGCGGCCCUCCCGUCUUCUAUAUGCAGCUACAAACCACGGGAGUCGCCGGGCCUGGGCCCAGGCGGGAAGAGGAAGGCAGCGGGAGCGGGAGGGGGGCAGCAGAAGAAGGUGUGCAUGAUGCGGGGAGGGAGGAAGGUGGAGUAUGAGGAGAUGGAGGAACCCAAGGAGAGAGAAAAGUACACGUGUGAUAUCCGGUUGCGCGUGCGUGCAGAGUUCUGCCAACACGACACGGCCCUCCAGGGAAACAUCUUCUCCAACAAACCGUCGGAGCUGGAGCGUCAGUUCGAGCGGUUCAGCCAGGCGAACACCAUCCUCAAGUCCCGAGACCUCGGCGCCAUCAUCUGCGACAUCAAGUUCUCGGAACUGACGUACCUGGACGCCUUCUGGCGCGACUACAUCAACGGGUCCCUGCUGGAGGCUCUGAAGGGGGUUUUCAUCACCGACUCGCUCAAGCAAGCCGUGGGUCACGAGGCAAUAAAGCUGUUAGUGAACGUAGACGAGGACGAUUAUGAGGCCGGGAGGGUGAAGUUGUUGAUGAACCUGACACAGUGAGACUGGACACAACUUUUACAUGGUCCAUCUUACCUUCCACUCCUGC
This is a messenger RNA of Branchiostoma belcheri (Belcher's lancelet), 664 nucleotides long. RefSeq names its product death effector domain-containing protein-like. Gene Ontology annotation, molecular function: DNA binding. Bases 1 to 618 code for a protein of 205 amino acids. The record is from RefSeq and is a predicted model, not a curated record. The transcript is spliced from 3 exons. Gene Ontology annotation, cellular component: nucleolus. NCBI's taxonomy places the organism in Eukaryota, Metazoa, Chordata, Leptocardii, Amphioxiformes, Branchiostomatidae. Gene Ontology annotation, biological process: extrinsic apoptotic signaling pathway via death domain receptors; apoptotic process.